AACACAUCGCCAUAAUUUAGAACUAGAUUUAGAACAUGUAUACAGGACCCAUGCGUAUAGUAUACAUGUUGCACGUGUAAACGCGUGUAAUAGCUUCCGGAAUCCGACAUACUUUAAGCUCUAUCCUAGCAACGGUGAUAACAGACAGAACAGAAUGGCUGCAGAAGUUGAAGAGACACUUAAAAGAAUACAGUCACACAGGGGUGUUACUGGGACCAUAGUUGUCAACAGUGAAGGUAUUCCCAUUAAAACAACUCUGGACAAUUCCACCACUGUGCAAUAUGCCAGUCUUAUUCAUAGUUUGACUGCAAAGGCACGCAGCACUGUAAGAGAUAUUGACCCUUCUAAUGACCUCAAGUUCUUGCGCAUUCGUUCCCGUAAGAAUGAGAUCAUGUGCGCGCCUGAUAAGGAGUUUCUUCUCAUAGUCAUACAACAAGAUGAACAAAGCUAAUAGUAGCAACAGAGGAUUCAUCACAUGUUUGUCAAGCUUCCAGUUGAAUCUAAAGGUUGAAUUUUCCCUUUGAUAAGUAGGAAUGGAAAACUCAUGAUUUUAAAGAGAUGAAUGUACUUAAUCCUUAAAAGUGAUUUUAAAAAUUUUUUAAUAUUUUUUUUUUAUUGCUCCAGUUUACAAACUAUAUUUAGUUAAUUGUUUCUUUUUGAAACAGAUUUUGUUUAAAAAUUGUGUAUUCUUUAAUCUUUCUGAGUAUGAGUCUGUGAACAUCUCAUAAUCAAUUUUAUAUUUUUUUAAAAAGAUGACAAAAUUCUUAUCUCAAAGCUAUCAAGAUACUUGUGAUGUAUUCUCUAAGUCAAGCCUCUAAGUCGCUUUAAUGUUUUAUUUUCUUUUAAUCUCUACUUAUACUGUGUACAUAAACUUUUAGCUUUAUUUAAACUGCAUUAAACCAAAUAUUGUAGCUAACUUGUGAGCAUGCUUGGUUGUCUGAAAAAAUGUUUAUAAUAUUUACAACUUAUCGUUGAUGUUUUCCAUCUUUCAGAGAGAUUUAAUUUCAAUUAAACUUGGAAAAAAAAGCUUCACCAUUUUGCUAUAAGUGUGAUUUGUUCUAUAAAAAUAUGCUAAGGACAAUUUUUAUUAACUUUUUAAUCUGUAUUCUGCAUGCACAAUCUUAGAUUUUAAUAAAUAUUUCCUCAUUUU
Physella acuta is the source of this 1150-nucleotide messenger RNA. RefSeq names its product dynein light chain roadblock-type 2. Lineage: Eukaryota; Metazoa; Mollusca; Gastropoda; Physidae. The record is from RefSeq and is a predicted model, not a curated record. Gene Ontology annotation, cellular component: cytoplasmic dynein complex. Gene Ontology annotation, biological process: microtubule-based movement.